CUCACAUGGUACUGCCGCCCACCACCACGACCCCGUAACGUUUGGCAGGUUGCCUGCAAACGGCGGUGGCCCUGCGGGUGCGCAGCAGCCGUGGCAGGUGGCGCCGCCGCCGCGGCCCGGCGGCACGCUCGCGAUGACGCCUCUCCCCAUCGGCCCGGCGCGGACGCCGCCAGCAGCAGCAGCAUCAGCAGCAGCGAGGGGCGGGGCCAUAGCCAGGCAGGCGGCGGCGGGCUCGGCCGCGCCGACGGGGCAGCAGCUACCGACCGGACCUCUGCGGGAGCAGGACGCCAUCUUGUAG
Molecule: messenger RNA, 298 nt
Organism: Monoraphidium neglectum
Lineage: Eukaryota; Viridiplantae; Chlorophyta; Chlorophyceae; Sphaeropleales; Selenastraceae
Exons: 1
Source: RefSeq, a predicted model, not a curated record